Molecule: messenger RNA, 1056 nt
Organism: Eruca vesicaria subsp. sativa (arugula)
Lineage: Eukaryota; Viridiplantae; Streptophyta; Magnoliopsida; Brassicales; Brassicaceae
Source: the annotation of a GenBank genome assembly
AAGAUAAUGUGAUGUAAUAAAAACACUGUAGGUGAAGACAAACUGUUCCAGCUUAUCCUCUCUUAUUGAUACCCUCAUUGCUUCACAUUUAUUAACUUUUCAACUAACUCCAGUUUUUGCUCUAGAUUUUUUUUUAAUUUUUUUGUGUCUGGAACAUUCUUUAAGCCUCUCUCACUAUAAAUCCCUGAACUCUUUUGCUGCUACUCUCAUUUUUAGCUGUUAAAUAAAACCCAAAAUGGCGAAACGUUUAGAUCUUUCUCUGGUUCUCUUUGUUCUGUAUGUGUCCACUGCAGCAAUAGCAAUGGCAAGAAACCUUGGAGAGGAAACUAAUGAAGAUACAGAGUUCAUUAAAGCCUCUUGUGAGACAGCAACGUACCCGGAACUAUGUUUUGAGUCUCUGUCUUCAUACGCAAGCGAGAUCAAGAAACGACCACUUCAGCUCGCCGAGACAGCGCUUGUCGUCAGCAUGGCACGAGCAAAAUCAGCCAAAAACUAUAUCUCCGACAUGACUGACUUCAAAGGAAUCACAAAGAGGCAGCACGAGGCUGUGUUGGACUGUGUUGAAGAGAUGGGAGAUACGGUUGAUAGGUUGGGCAAGUCGUUGAAGGAGUUGAAGAAUCUGGAGGAUGGAGAAAGCAAAGAAGACUUCUGGUUCUGUUUGAGUAAUGUCAGGACGUGGACAAGUGCGGCGUUGACGGAUGAGACCACGUGUCUUGAUGGGUUUGGGGGGAAAGGCAUGGAUGGGGAGCUGAAAAGCUUGGUCAGAGCACACAUUGUGCGUGUGGCGCAAGAUACGAGUAAUGCCUUGGCUUUGAUCAAUGGCUUUGCUUCCAAGCAUUGAAAAAUAUUGCAAAGGUUUUGGUCUUUGGGGACUUGAGUGUUGUAAUUUUGGAUUUGGUAUUGUGUUUUCAAGAAUGGUGUGUUUGGUUUGGUUCUUGAGUCGUAUCAUUUUCUCUUGCCACAUUGUUAUAUCAUCUACGGUCUAUAUAGUUUGAAGCUGUUUAUUUUGAUGUUUGAUAUUAUAUAGUUUUGUAAGCCAUGAUGAGUAUUUUGCAC